This is a messenger RNA of Miscanthus lutarioriparius, 2127 nucleotides long. The record is from the annotation of a GenBank genome assembly. Lineage: Eukaryota; Viridiplantae; Streptophyta; Magnoliopsida; Poales; Poaceae.
AUGGCGUCAAGGAUCUGGCGGCCGCCCUCAGGCAACCACUGCGCUUCGGCGUCCGGCUGCUCGCUUGCUGCCCUUCUGCACUCUUUGCGGCCUGCAUCUCCAACAACCACUGCACUUCCCGCGUCCGCCUGCAGAAUAGCGGCCCGCAAGCAAGGCGACGGCAGUUCCGAGGCCUACGCGCGUGGGAGGAAACGGUGGCUCUGGAGGCCCGCGCGAGAGCAGGGAGAGUGGCGCGUGGGAGACGAGCACGACGACGGAGACCCACACCGUCGCGUGGGAGGGAAGCGAGGGUGGCUAUCAUGUGGAGCUGCGAAAAAGCAGACUCGACAAUGGGCUGCGUGGACACACCAAGAGGAGGAGAAUUUCUUCAAUGCACUGCGACAAGUAGGAAAAAACUUUGACAAGAUUACGCACCGUGUUCAGAGUAAAAACAAGGAUCAGGUCAGGCAUUACUAUUAUCGUCUUGUUCGACGCAUGAAGAAGCUAUUGGGUCCUAGGUGGUCUCUGCUUGAGAAAUUUAGUUGCAGUGCAUCAAAGCUGAACCUGAAGCCUCGGAGGUUCAAAACAUUUGUAGAAGCAUUGGACAUUAAGUCCAGGAGAAAGCGUUCACAAGUGGAUAUGUGCCUACCUUCUCCAUCUCCAAUUGUCAGCAAGGCUCCUGGGAAUGAGACUCCUCCUGUAAAGUUGCUGUCAGUAUAUGCUCAAAAUGGUAGCAGAGUAGCAUCUCCUAAAGGGACAAUUUUCAAGCGGGUUGCAGAACCAAUUUCUAGCAAGUCAGGAGGAACUAAAGGCGACCUCUCUGCCACAAGAACCAUGAAACAAAAAAGGAAGGCAGGUGGCACUGUUGCAUCUGCUGCAUAUAAAAAAUGGGAGAGAGCGGCCAUGGCUCGUGUUUCUUUAGUUGCUGAUGCAGCUGAGGAGCUUGAGCGCAACACGGUUAACCCGGGCAUGUUAUGUAAUGUUGAUGCAAGAACACUGACUUCAUCAUCAGACAGACUUUCUACUGUUGAUGGCAUUAGCACAAAUCAUAUGAAGGAAGCAGAUUCACAAGCACCUGUGAAGCUGAGGCUACAGUUAUUUCCAAUAAAUGAAGCUACUCGGAAGGCAUUGGAGAAGGAUGACCAUAAUCCUCAUCUAGAGCUCACAUUAAGCUCUAGGAAGAAAAUAUCAUCUGUGCUAGAACAUCUAAACCGAAAAUGGGGUAACUCAAACAUCGCAUCUGGUGAGCUUAUUCUUUUUCCGUAUUGUGCUAAUCAAGAGGAUUUGGCUACAUAUCAGAGGUGGACAACAAGAGAUACUGUUGUAGUAGCUGAUGUGUUUCUUUCUGUGAAUAGCCCUUCUGUUUUCCGUUUAAGUUCAAUGUUAUUGCAUAUGACACCAUCUAGUACAGGCAAGAACUCUGAGCUUCCAGAUCAGCCGGCUAAUGUGCCCCCCUCUCAGUUUGGCAGCCAAAAGCAAGUGCAGGUUCCUGUAACCCAAGCUUCUGAGGAUGAUCAGGGAGUGAAUUGUGUGGCAAUAUCUGAAGUAGAGUGGGCAGAUACCCUUACAGAUAUCAGUGUUGGGCACUUACUGACAGAAGCAUCCAAAGGCGCUCAUUUAGAUUGCGUAGGGACUAGUGUAAAAAAUCCUUUGUUUCUUGAGAAUCCAUGCAGCUAUGACUCGUUUGAUGCUGCUGUUGCCCUUCAUGCUUCUCGUUAUCAAGCAACAGAGCAGCCAGCCCAUACUCCCCAUUCAACCAUAUGGGGAGCAGAAGAAACAUGUGAUGAGUUCAGCUUUAAUUUGUCAGCCUCCAGAAAGCAAGAAGGCUCAAACACUCCUAGCAGCUCUCCUGAUACUGAUAAUGAAGUUCAUCCUUCAAAUUCAGAAGGAUUUCAAGGUUUUCUUCAGGACUUGACUGGAGGAGAGGCUGAUGGUGAUAAUCCUUAUAAUGAUGAUGCCAAAGACGAAGAGGAGUUUUAUGCUAAAUCACCACCUCGAAAUGAUGAAACUAAUGAGCUGAAGGAUCAAUCUUUAGCUGACAUAUAUUGGCCUGAUUCACUUGGACCACUGGACUUGGACAUACCGUCCGUGAGAUAUCAAGCCGAUGACAUACUGAUAGGGGACAGUCAAAUAGUUGGAGCCGCCUGA